AUGGAUUAAACUACAACUAGUUUGAAUAGUUUUACAACAAGUGAUAGAGAAUUAGAAAGCAACUUAAAAGAUCUACUUGAAAGAAUCUUAGUCUAUGUAGAAAAACAUAUAGAGACAAAAGAAGAGUUAAAUUAAAUUGAAUCUGAACUGAAAGAUUAUGAAAGUUUAACUUAUUUAGUUGGAAUUAUUAAGGUGAUCUUUACAAAAAUGAUGUUGAAAAUUGAAAAGAAAAUUUAGUAAGUAAAAUAUAUUUAUACUAUUAAAAGGAAAUUAGAAAAACAUAAUGACACUACUUAAACAAGAUUUUCAAAAGAUGAAGAAGAAUAUGAAAAAUUAGAAGAAACUUUAAUUAAGUAUGAAUAAGAAAUUCGAAAACAUAUAAGUGUAUAUUAUUAAUUGAUAACUAGAUUGAACAAUAGUUAAAACUUUAUGCUGAAUCUAUAUAAAGUAAAUUAGAUGAAAGUGAAGAAAUUCGUCAAGAAUUACUUCAAACAACUAAAAAUAACAUUAGUGUACAUAUAUUAUAUAAUUAAAUAGAAAUUAAAGAGAGAAAAUUAAGAAUUAAAUGAAAGAGAACAGUUUUUAUAAUAGGAAAUAUUAUAGUUAAAAUAAACGAUUAAUUAACUUGAGAAAGAGAGUAAAAGAAAAUCACUUGAAAUAAACUAAAGAGAAUACCUUUAAAAUUUGAUUUAUAAAUAAGCAAGUUCAUCUUCAAAUCAAAAUUAAAAAUGUGAAAAUUAAAGAUUAUUUUUAGAGUAAAGAUAAUAAAAUUCCUAUUCUGAACAUAAAUAAAAUCUUAAUCCAAUAACAAAAGAAUAAUUAGAAUUGAGUGAUGUAGGUAUUCCGACUUAAUAAUCAUAAAAAGUGAAUUACUAUAGCAUUUUAGGGAAUGCUAAUAAACAAAAAAAAUCUGAGAUGAUCAAAUCACUUUAAUAGAGAGAUUUUAAUAAGAUCUAUGGCUAACUAAUGAGAAGUAAACAUAAUUCUUUAUCAUCUAUUAAUGAUAUUAUGUAAAGUAUUUCUCAAUAAGAAAGAAAAAAGAUAGAAAAGGUUUAUUCAAAGAAUAGUUCUUAAAAUAAUAGUGUAAUUCAAAGACCAAAAGGUAAUUAUAUUAUAAAUAUAUUCUCAGAUUAUAGCGAAUAUUAGUAAAGAAGCAGAAGUUCAAAAAGAGCUGAAGAUACAAUUAAAUAAAAAACUUUAGAUUCUUUAAUAAAAUUGAAAUGAUAUAUAAAUGUUUUUUUGCUAUUUUA
Messenger RNA from Paramecium sonneborni, 1250 nucleotides. Lineage: Eukaryota; Ciliophora; Oligohymenophorea; Peniculida; Parameciidae. The record is from the annotation of a GenBank genome assembly.